Lentinula edodes (shiitake mushroom) is the source of this 2473-nucleotide messenger RNA. RefSeq names its product U3 small nucleolar ribonucleoprotein complex, subunit Mpp10. The coding region runs from base 62 to 2287 and encodes 741 amino acids. The transcript has 5 exons. Gene Ontology annotation, biological process: rRNA processing. Gene Ontology annotation, cellular component: sno(s)RNA-containing ribonucleoprotein complex; nucleus; Mpp10 complex. Lineage: Eukaryota; Fungi; Basidiomycota; Agaricomycetes; Agaricales; Omphalotaceae. The record is from RefSeq and is a predicted model, not a curated record.
GGUAUCGAGCGCUUUCAAAAAAAUUCUGCAUUUGAGUAGUAGUACGCCUUCACGUUGAAGGAUGUCCACUGCGCCUAGUGUCCUAUCUUCUGCUCCGUUGCUUGACCAACUAUCACUGACAGCUGACAAACAACCCGAAAGCCUUUAUUCAGGAAAUUCCGAUGCACAAAAUGCCGCUCUUCAAGCAGCUAAAUUCGUCUUCGAUUUGUCGGUGCAAUCGGAAACCAUUUGCAAACCAUAUUUGGAGACGCUCCUGGCUGCUGUAAGCCCAUCGGAGGCACCGCAAACGCGGUCACAAGCACGGAAGCGAAAACGAAGCCCUGACCCUCUCUCUCUGGAAGUCGUUUUCAAAACGACGCCCGUUGAUUCCUUGUUCAUCGAGGGUAUGGAUGAUGAUCAGAUUUGGUCUCAGCUAGAUCUUCGGACCAACAAUAUCUGUGAAGUUUUGGAUAAGAUCUUGGACAAGGAGCCUGACGAGGAAGACUUGGAAAAAGAAGAUUCAGGCUUUGAAGAAGGGGAUGACGAGGAGGAUGAUGAAGAAUUCGACGAAAAAUUAGAAGAAGCUAUCAGACGCAUGAAAAGUGGAGAGGAUGUUGAUUUCGCUGAGCUCGGCUUGGAUGAAUCUUUGAAAGAGCUCGUUCUCGAAGGUGCAUUCGACGAUGACGAAGAUGAUAGUGACCUGGACGACGAUGGAGAAGAAGAGGGCGAUAGGUCGAUCGACAGCGAAGAUGACAACGUCGAAGAAGAGGUCGCGUUGCGGGACUCCUCAUCCGACAGGGGAGAUGUUAUCACUCGUAAGAGUUCCAUUCAAAACAGAAAGCGGGCUCGUCCUGGUCACCCAGAACUGGACGAUAGUUUCUUUGACCUGAAUGCGUUCAAUUCUCAGACGGAGCAAUUCGAAGCCAAGAAUGCUUCAUCUGGUAUUCUUGAUGACGAGAAUCAAGAAUACGCGGAAGAAGAGGUAGACCUGUUUGCUCCUAUCGAUCUCCAAGAGGGGGAGGAUUCGGAUUCGGAAAAUAAUAGUAACAUGCUGUACUAUAAUGACUUUUUCAAACCACCUAAGCAAUCCAAACAACCUUUGAAGCCAACAACAGUGCGGUUUCGUGAUGAAGUCCGUGUCAAGAAGAUCAAGGCUCAAGGAAAGAAUUUGCCACUGUCAGGUCUGUAUGGUGAUGAUGAGGAAGAGGAGGAGGAGGAAGAAGAAGAAGAGGAAGAAAACAUUGCAUGGGCCGGUGACGGUUCGUCGGAGGACGAAGAUGCCGAUAUGGGGGUGGAGGAUGAGGACGAUGGUGACGGCUCAGAACAUUUUGCAGAUCAUCAGAGAGACGCAAUAUCUCGGGUAAAGGACGACUUGUUUGCAGAUGAUGAACACGAAGAACCACAAAAAGAUCUUUCGACUCACGAAAAGCGAAUGGCUGCUCUUAAAAGACAAAUAUUAGAGCUCGAGACGGAGAAUGUUGGGCCUAAGGAUUGGGUUCUCAUGGGAGAAGCAGAUUCACGUUCAAGACCUCAGAAUUCCCUACUAGAAGAAGACUUAGAGUUCGACCGGGUGAUGAAAGCAAUUCCAGUGAUUACCGAAGAGGUCGUCAAGAGCUUGGAAGAGCGAAUCAAAGCCAGAAUCCUCGAAAAUCGGUUCGACGACGUUGUACGAAUUCGUCCUCUAGAUGAUAAACCAUUCCUUCCUUCUCGCUUCUUCGAUUUGAAGGAUACGAAGUCGACGCAAUCUUUGGCUCAGAUAUAUGAGGAUGAGUACGUCGCCGCUCAAACAGACGGUGUCAAAGGGGAUGAUCGUGAUGGAAAGCUCAAAAAAGAGCAUGAAGAAAUAGAAAGGCUCUGGGAGAGCAUCAGCUACAAGUUAGAUGCUCUGUGCAACACUCAUUUUACCCCGAAACAGCCGAAAGCUACAAUAUCCACGGUUUCAAACGUGUCUACUGCCACAAUGGAGUCUGCAUUGCCAACCACUCAGUCUGUCAGCACGAUGCUUGCCCCUGAAGAGGUCUUUGCGCCUUCUUCAUCCACUCUCCGCGCUAGAAGCGAACUCACUCCUGCUGAAAAGCAGUCUCUGCGUCGGAAGGAGAGAAAGGCCAAGAAAAAGACACGAGACGCCCUCAAUCUAAGUACCGACAAGUAUGCGAGAGCGCACAAGGGUGGUAGCCUCAAGAAGCAGAAGGAGGAUGCACUGAAAAGUGUCGUGAAGGCUGGAAAGGGGGUGACUGUUGUGGGCAAGAAGAAGAAGGAUAUUCUGGGAAAGAAAGAUAGAAAUCACAAGCAGUCUAAUGGUUCAUAGAACUGAGCAAGGCUAUAAGACUGAUACACAUCUGCUUCCAAUUUCCUAAAUAGUAACUAGAGAGGCGCGAUUUUUACUUUUAUCAUGACUACCUCUAGACUGUAAUAUGUCCAUAACUUUGGCCUCUGGAUUACGUGGAUAUAAUGCCCUUGAUACUCAAGUACGAUACGCCCAGAUGUAGCGGCC